UUCGCAUUGUCAAUCGAUCACAAUCGGAGCAUAGAAACCCACGGUAGCAAUUUCCUUCAUGUGGCGGGGCUUUCCUUCUCACAGCAAGAGUGGAAAAUCGAAUUUCAAGGUCUUUGUUGAUAAGAUUACGAUGAGUAAGCAGUUAAGUUUUGUUGCAGCUGAUUACCAGAAUGAAGCUGAGGUUAGGGAGGCACUUGCUGAUGCAUUUCAAACUGGGCUUGUUAAGAGGGAGGAUCUUUUCAUAACCACUAAGCUGUGGAACUCUGACCAUGGACAUGUACUUGAAGCCUGUAAAGACAGUUUAAAGAAACUUCGCCUUGAUUAUUUGGAUCUGUACUUGGUUCAAUUUCCUGUAGCCACAAAGAAUACUGAUUUGACAUCCCAGAUGCUUGUGAGAGACUUAAUCCCCUCAGUGCCUUCUUUAGAUUCACCUGGUCAAGUACAAUUUAUGAUAGGAGAUUGUGAAGCUGCAGGUAAUGCCUUUCUCUUUAGUUAG
This is a messenger RNA of Spinacia oleracea (spinach), 496 nucleotides long. Its product is annotated as NADP-dependent D-sorbitol-6-phosphate dehydrogenase-like. The transcript has 4 exons. The record is from RefSeq and is a predicted model, not a curated record. Bases 59 to 496 code for a protein of 145 amino acids. Lineage: Eukaryota; Viridiplantae; Streptophyta; Magnoliopsida; Caryophyllales; Amaranthaceae. Gene Ontology annotation, molecular function: oxidoreductase activity.